ACUUUAAGGCAACCUCACAGAGCUGGGCUACUCUGUUAUCUGGACCACAGGGACCCUGAAACUGAUACUGCUGGAGCCAGACAGACAAACAGGGACAUCUGCAGACAGAUAAUGGCAUUCAGGAAGGAAGGAGUUCAUCUUUCACACUCAUCAUGGCCUCUAUCUCGGAGUUUUAUGCGGGGAAGAACGUUCUGAUCACGGGUGCGACGGGCUUCAUGGGGAAGGUGCUGGUGGAGAAACUUAUGCGCUCCUGCCCGGACAUCAACACCAUUUACAUUCUUGUGCGGCCGAAGGCGGGCCAAUCCAUGCAAGAGCGCGUUCAAGACAUGAUGAAGUAUAAGUUGUUUGAUCGUGUGCGUGAAGAUCAUCCAGACUUUCACGAGAAGAUCAUUCCCAUCAGCAGUGAGCUCACGCAGCCGGCGUUGGCCAUCAGUCCAGAGGACAUACAGAAACUCACUUCCUGUAUCAACAUCAUCUUCCACUGUGCCGCCACCAUCCGCUUCGACGAACCGCUCAAGCAUGCAUUGCAGCUGAACGUCAUCGCUACGCAGCAGCUCCUCUCUCUGGCGAAGCAGAUGCAGCACCUGCAGGCGUUCAUCCACAUCUCCACCGCAUAUGCCAACUGCAACCGCAGACAUAUCGAUGAGGUCGUCUACCCGCCGCCCGUUGAGCCCAAGAAACUUAUUGACUCGCUAGAAUGGAUGGAUGAUAGCAUCGUCAAUGACAUCACACCACGACUAAUUGGCGACCGACCCAACACGUACACGUACACCAAGGCGCUGGCGGAGUGUGUGGUGCAGCAGGAGAGUGGCAAACUCAACAUCGGCAUCAUCAGACCGUCCAUCGUAGGUGCCAGCUGGCAGGAGCCCUUCCCAGGCUGGAUAGACAACUUCAAUGGACCAAGUGGCAUCUUCAUUGCUGCAGGAAAGGGAAUUCUGCGCACCAUGAGAGCUAGUAAUGACGCUGUGGCGGAUCUAAUUCCUGUCGACAUGGUUAUAAACCUGACGCUGGCUGCUGGGUGGUAUACCGCAGUACACAGACCAAAAACUGUACUAGUGUACAACUGCACAACAGGCGGCAUUAACCCCUUCCACUGGGGCGAAAUUGAGCAUCACGUGAUGUCCACAUUCAAAAGGAAUCCUCUGGAACAGGCCUUCCGUAGACCCAACGCCAACAUCACCUCCAAUUACCUGAUCAACCAGUACUGGAUCCUCGUUAGUCACAAGUUUCCUGCCCUCGUCUAUGACUUCUUACUGCGACUGUCUGGACAGAAACCACAAAUGAUGCGUAUUUUCAACCGGCUGCACAAAGCGAUCAGUUUGCUGGAAUACUUCAGCAGUCAGGAUUGGGAGUGGAACUCCGACAACAUGACGAUGCUGAUGAGUCAAAUGAGUCCAGAAGACAGGAAGACCUUCAACUUUGACGUACGUUAUCUGAACUGGCCGGAGUACAUCGAAAAUUACUGUAUCGGCACCAAGAAGUACGUUCUGAAUGAAGACAUGUCCGACAUUCCUGCCGCCAGACAACACUUGAGAAAGCUGAGAAAUAUCCGAUACACGUUUAACACAGUGUUGCUGGUGUUUAUCUGGCGAGUCUUCAUCGCACGCUCGCAGAUGGCACGGAACAUCUGGUACUUCGUUGUGAGUUUGUGCUUCAAGUUCCUGUCAUACUUCAGAGCGUCUAGCACGCUGACACAAUGACCCCAGACCACAGGAAGUGUGUACCAUGCUCUGGGUACAAGAGAGGUGUCUUCAGCCAAUGACACACACUCGAUCCACACUGGUGUUUUUUUAGCUUUCCUCCCCGGUUGCUUGUCCAACCCAACUCCUUAACGCCCUCUUGAUGACACGUCCACUAUUUUUAAAGUUGUCUUCUUUUAUAAUGACUGUUCUUAAUACCAAUUAUAAAUGCAACUACGAUUUACAGUGUUUCUUCACGUUUGAUCGCCAUCCAAAGUCUGGAGACGUUGCCUUUUGAGUCUUCUGAUGAUUUUAGCCUUCUUGUAUACAGACAGUGUUUCAUCAUUGGAUGUUUUUUUACCUGGAGCUUAAACGAGUGAACUUUGAGGUUAUCCAUGAUUUACCACUAAAAAGCUUUGGUGAUUUGGCGUGUGUCUGUCUUUUGUCUGUUUGUUUGUCUGUUGUGUGUCCUUUCUGUUCUAAUACCAUUUAAUCAAGCCACAAAACUCUUUUACUAUGGUGCCAUGUGGCACAGCAGCCUACAGCAAGGACAGUCAACAGUUCGACAUUUUGGUUUUGUUUUUGUUUUGCUUUUUACAUUUAGAGGGAAGGGCGAAGUAUCUGAUGCAUAUAUAACAUGCCACUUUUUUUCUGUCAUCGCUAUGAGUUACUACAACUAUAUGUCCUUCAACCUGAAGUAAAAAAAAGGAAUUACUGCAUAAAGAAAAUAAAACCUUUUUUAUGACCAUUACAAUUUUUUCUUAAUCAUAAAAAUAAAAUUUUUUUACGCAUAAAGUUUUACGCAUUUAAAUUUCAUAACAAAAUUCCAUCAAAUUGAAUUGAGUAAACUUUAACAAAUAACUAAAAAAAUAAAAGCUCUAAAUAUUUAGUUUUAUUAAUAAAAUUUGGUUAAAAAUUUCAGAAUGGAAUUUUGAAUUUUGAUGGAAUUUCUUUUAUGAAAUUGAAACGUGUAAAUCGUAAAAAUAAACCAAAAUAUUUUUUUUAGUGUUUACUAUAAAACAUAAUUUUAAGAUGUAAAUUUCAUAAAAUUCCAUCAAAUUGAACAGAGUAAUCUUUAAUAAAAUAAAAUACAAAUUAAAUAAAUAUUUUAAGAUUUACUAAUUUAAUUAUGUUAAGCAUUACACAAUUCAGGUUCAUGUAAUUUGUUAUUAAAUUGAAAUGCAUAAAUCUUAGAAAAUAGGCUAAAGAUUUAGACAAAGAAGAGUGUUGGUCCAAACAAAAGGUUUCAUUUUCUUUAUAAUCAAUUGAAUUUCUUAUUUCUUUCUUUUGAUUUUGGGAUGUAAUAUGACCUGAAUGUGUUCCUAACAGGUUUCGUGAGAUUCACCUAUUUAUGUUUGUCAGUUUGUCUGUAUAACAGAACACCGAGCAUGCGACAUAUGCAUCUUUUUUUUUUAGUUAAUUUUGUGAGAAGAAUAUUCGAAUAGUCUUCAGAUGGGCAUACGGAUGUUUCCUUGAUGUGUAUAUAUUUAAAAGUAUAUAAAUAUAUUUCUUUUCAGAUAAUAUACAUGAAUGUACAAAUGUAUACUUGCGAGGGUGAAUCAAAUGGCUGGUUAGACAGUCUAUUUCCAGAAAUGACUGAGAGCUUCCCAUAUUUUUUAAAGAAAAGGGAAAAAUGAAGAAAAAAUACUGUGAGGUACACGGAGGUACUGUGUAUCUUGAAGCGUUGAGUCUUGAUUUCAAUGUCUUUUUACUAACUACAAUUUAAAGUGCCCUAUUUUGAAUUAAAAGGGACCGUUUUUGAAAUCGGUCACAUGACACUGGCCAACCAUCAGACUUAUUUUUGUUUAAAGUCAACCUGAAAUCAGAAUUGACCUUGUUUACUGUCUUAACGCACAUUCCUGAUUCUAUCUGUGCAUGUUGUUCCACAGAAAAUAAUGUUUGUCUCCGUAAUCUUUUAUCAAAAUAUAUUAACUUGCUUCACCUCUGAAACAACCUUCCUUUUCGAAUGACACUGUCAAACCCUCUUUAUUUUUCAGUGGUGCCACUCUACAUUUUUCCUCAUUGAAUUUUCUUUUUCCUCCGAAAUGCAUCACAUUAAUAAAGUAAAAUGUGUUGUGAACAUACUUUCAUGUUGACUUUAACAUCAACCCUUAAAAUAAGAGGAAGUUUUGCUUCCUCAAAACUAACACAAAGAUAUUUAAUAAGGGAACGUCCCUAAAAAAAACUAUUUAAAAAGUUCUCGUAGUGUAGAACGACUCUAUGCAGCAUGGCCUGAGGUUCUUCCUUUCUAGAUACACUUUUGCUAAUUCUGUUAUUGGUAAUUUAACUAAAUUUCUGAAGCACGUUUAUUUACAUUUGCUAUUUAACGCUUGUGAGAUAAACCAAAAUAUGUGUAUUUAUAAAGUUUUCUGAAUCAACUGCUCUGCCAGUGGUAAAAUAUAAAAUCGACACCCAAUAUUCCAACUUUAAUACAAUUUUACAGCAUCCAAAUGGCACGAUUGACACUAUUUGGACAGUCUUACAAGUCUUGCUCUAGUGGAGUUAUUAACUAUAAAAACAACAGGCAGGGUUUUCAUUUUUGUACACUGUCCUCUUGUGGUCUAUUGCCAAAUUGCAUUUUUAGAUUGCAGUUUUUAAGAAGUGUCUGCCUACCUUUUGUCUGGUCUUUUGUAUGUUUUGCACACAGUAUUUAUCAACAACAACAAUAGCGCGUCUUCCUCAGCUUAGUUGUGAGUCUUUUGAACAAUAGGCGAAAGGUCAUUUUACAUGCAAUAAGGGAAGCUUGUUUGGUUUUCUGCACAUUCUGCAUCAGUCGAGAAAACACACACACUAAAAUAUCCUCUUAGGACUAACAGAGCAUUCCAGAACAUGAAAUACACAGCCAUGUUUUCUACUAGAAUCAAACACCUUGAUGUCUUAAUAAUGAACACCCCUUGAUUUUAGCCAAGCUGAGCUCUACUGCCAAUGUGAUAUCUACAAUCUUAAAUGUUUAUGCUCUGCCACAGAGACAUAUGAAACAUGUUUUUACAACAUAAUUAGUGUUGUACAUGAGGUAUUAUCUAGACCAGUGGUUCUCAAUUGGUUUUACUUCAGGACCCAGGUUUUACAUUAGACCUCAUUGGACCAAUGGACCUCAAGUGGGGACAAAAAGCAAAACCAUAAGACCCUAUCAGGACAGACCUGUGAGCCAUUAUAGGGUCAUAACCCACCAGUUGAGAUCCACUAAUCUAGACUUCAGCUCUUUGGA
This is a messenger RNA of Myxocyprinus asiaticus (Chinese sucker), 4887 nucleotides long. RefSeq names its product fatty acyl-CoA reductase 1. Gene Ontology annotation, biological process: long-chain fatty-acyl-CoA metabolic process. The coding region runs from base 153 to 1700 and encodes 515 amino acids. The record is from RefSeq and is a predicted model, not a curated record. Lineage: Eukaryota; Metazoa; Chordata; Actinopteri; Cypriniformes; Catostomidae. Gene Ontology annotation, cellular component: peroxisome. Gene Ontology annotation, molecular function: alcohol-forming very long-chain fatty acyl-CoA reductase (NADP+) activity. The transcript has 12 exons.